Molecule: messenger RNA, 5808 nt
Organism: Vanessa atalanta (red admiral)
Lineage: Eukaryota; Metazoa; Arthropoda; Insecta; Lepidoptera; Nymphalidae
Product: ATP-dependent RNA helicase dbp2-like
Exons: 8
Coding region: 156-2660 (834 amino acids)
Cellular component (GO): ribonucleoprotein complex; nucleus; cytoplasm
Molecular function (GO): ATP binding; RNA helicase activity; RNA binding
Source: RefSeq, a predicted model, not a curated record
UAUCGAGUUGUUCGUUCGCCGGGUCUGUUAGGUCGCUACUGGUGAAUGAAAAUUAACAAUUUUUUUUAAUACUCUCAAUAGAGAGAUAUCAACUCAAGCGUUUACGACCACGUAGGUACCGUACCACCUACAAAGAGCGACAAUAAUACGGCAAUAUGCAGUACAACAGCUUUCACAAUCAACAUCCUAUCUUUAGACCUCGACUAGACCGGAAUGAACAAUUCGGUAAAAUUCCAUUCUUCAAUGGCCUGCAUGAUUUUGGUGGGCCAAAAAAUUUUACACCAAGAAAUGGAAUGGGCAACAAAAACUUCAGGCCUAGAAAUGAUUUUAAUGGCGUAAGAAACGAUUAUAACAAUUUCAAAAAUGAAAAUGGAAAUCCUGCCGAUUUUGGCGGACCAAAAGAAUACAGGCCAAGAAAUAACUACAACCAAACCCAAAAAAAAAAUGAUUAUGAUGGAGAAAAAAAUGCUGGAGGCAACAUGCAAUUUUACAAUGGAAAAAAUGAUUUUGGUGGCCCUAAACAACAAAAUUUCCCUAAAAACUUGGGGCCCAAAAACUUUAAUAAUCAAAAUGGUCUCAAUAAUUGUCAACAAUAUGUUCCCAAAAAAAUUUAUAAUAAUUCCUCGUCUCCGUCAUCAGAUUUCAAUGAUCGUAAAUUACAAAGCAGGAAAGCUAAACAUCCUGGUGAUAGCCUAACAAAACCUGAAUGGGACAUGGCAAGCCUUGAUACAAUUCAAAAAAAUUUCUACAAACCACAUGCCAACGUUGAAGGACGUUCGGAGGAAGAAGUACAAAUGUUCCGUGCAGCUAAAGAAAUCACUGUAAGUGGAAAUAAUGUUCCUCGUCCUAAUCAUGUGUUCGAUGAAGGUAAUUUUCCUGAUCAUGUAAUGAGUACUAUUAAAGAGCAAGGUUGGGAAGAACCUACAGGUAUCCAAGCACAAGGAUGGCCCAUUGCAUUAUCUGGUCGCGAUAUGGUAGGAAUUGCAUCUACUGGAUCAGGGAAAACUUUAGCUUACAUGCUUCCUGCAGCAGUUCAUAUAGUUCAUCAACCAAGAAUCCAACGGGGCGAUGGCCCUAUUGCUCUUAUUCUGGCUCCAACAAGAGAAUUGGCACAGCAAAUUCAAUCUGUAGCACAAGCUUACAGUGCCCGUGGUUGUAUAAGGAAUACGUGCCUAUUUGGUGGUUCACCGAAAGGACCUCAAGCUAGAGACUUAGAAAGAGGCGUAGAAAUUGUUAUUGCAACACCAGGGCGGUUAAUUGAUUUCUUAGAGCGAGGAACUACCAACUUACGUCGGUGCACUUAUUUGGUUUUGGAUGAAGCAGACAGAAUGUUGGAUAUGGGAUUCGAACCUCAAAUCCGCAAAAUAAUUGAACAGAUCCGUCCGGACCGUCAAGUUUUGAUGUGGUCUGCUACUUGGCCAAAGGAAAUUCAAGCUCUUGCUGAAGAUUUCUUAACUGAUUACAUCAAAGUUAAUAUUGGUUCGUUAAAUCUCUCUGCAAAUAACAAUAUAAAGCAAAUCAUAGAGGUCUGUGAAGAACACGAGAAAGAAUUAAAACUUUCAAAUUUGCUGAAAGAAAUUGCUUCGGAAAAGGACAACAAAGUCAUUGUAUUUGUUGAGACAAAGAAAAAAGUGGAUGACAUAGCACGUGCAGUGCGACGCAAUGGACACAAAGCUCUAGCUAUUCACGGCGAUAAGUCGCAACCUGAGCGCGACGCCGUUUUAACAGAGUUUCGCAAUGGAGCCACAACUAUUUUGAUUGCUACUGAUGUUGCUGCUCGUGGUUUAGAUGUUGAAGAUGUAAAAUUCGUUGUUAAUUUUGAUUACCCAAAUUCAUCUGAAGAUUACAUUCACAGAAUUGGUCGUACAGGCCGAUGCCAACAGUCUGGUACAGCAUACACUUAUUUUACGAGUGGUGAUGCUCGCCAGGCCCGUGCUUUAGUGGCAGUGCUUCGUGAAACGGGACAAAAUCCUCCUGCUAAGCUUAGUGAUAUGGCAAGGAACAACAACAACAGUUCAAGUCGUAAUCGCUGGCAGCAACGCAAAGAAAACAACAGUGGUGCAAGUUCACCUCGCCAAAAGAGCAAUCAAUGGAAUAAUAAGAUGGCUAAUAUGAGUAACGAAGAAAAUCAAAAUAAUUAUCAAAAUCGCAAUCUACAACAACAUCAACAACAACAGCAACAACAAGCACCACGAUUUUCUAACCAGAACCAAAACACCAACCAAGGCUAUAGACAAAACAGUUACCAAAAAACUGUACCUUUUCCUAGCCCAAAUGUAUUUGAAUCAAUGGGAAGCUACCAAGGAGGAUACAACAAUGGAUAUCAAAACGCAUACAACAAUCAAAAUGGUUAUGGGCAACGUACGUUCAACAAUACACGUGGAAAUGGUGGUCAACAAUACCAUCGUAAUACUAACUCAGUUGGAAAUAAGUCAGCUGGAUCAGGGUCUUCUUAUGGAUCUCCACCACCUCAUUUUGCUACACCACCCCAUUACACUCAAAUGCAUCCUCAUCAUCAGGAAAUGCUCGGAGGCAAAUUUUACGGUGGUGGCGUUGGAGGCGGCGGUCCAUGUGGCUACCAAGCAGCUGUAGGAGCUGGUGUUCCAUACCCACAUUUACCACCUGGCCCACUAUUGUAUGCAGCUCCAGUUCAACAGUAAUAUUAUUUUAGCAAUUACAGAGUCCCUUAUAUGUGAAAAAACUAAGGUUUUUGUAAGGGUCUUUUUUCUUUAUAAUGGUAUCCCUUUUCCCCACUGUCUUUGCUCCUAAUAUUCAUCAUAGUAUAAAAAAUAAUAUUGUACUUAGCUUCAAUUUGUAUUGUAUUUGAGCUCCAACCAAAUGGGCGAUGUGUUUUGUUUUUUGUAAUAAUCACUUUUUAAUAAUAUAUGAUUAGAAUAUAUUUUGUAGAUCUGAUUGAAAGCUUGCAAACAUUAUUAAUAAGGUAUAUGAACAGUUUCGCUUUUCUUUAUUUUGACAGUAAAUGAAAAAGUUUUUUUGAGUAGAGCAACUGUGCAACAUUUUUGAUAAUUCUUAAAUGCUUGUGAUUUCUCUUUCAGAUCAAUAUUUACGAAUUAAGUAGGUGUGUUAGGUUAAACCUGGUUUAUUAACUGUUGACCAUAUCAGUAUUUACAAAUAAUACAAUUAUGUAUUAAUUUCUCCUAUAAAACCACUAUUCUUACAGUAAGUCAGUGUAAUUAGCAUUUAUUGGAAGCAUUUACUGUUGUGAUUUAAAAUCACGGUUCUGUAAAGCAAACAAUAUUUGUAGUGUUUAAAAUUUCUUAAAUGUCAAAAUGUAUAGCAGUUAAAAGAUAAUAAUAUACUAUUUAAUAAUGAUUAAUCAUUUCUAAGUGUUUUGAAUGUUUAAAGAAAAUGUUCUAACAAAAUACUAAAUGGUAAAAUGAGAAAUAAAUCAGUUUAAUGUUAGAUGUCCUUAAUAUUAAAGAAAAAAAGAGUAAAUACGGUCAACAGCGAAUGAUCCAAAUUGGUGGACAUUUUGAGUAACUGUUGUUUCCACCAUUAGAUUUUAAUCAAUAUAUGUAUGUAUUUAGAGUAGUUGGUGUGGUACCCUCUUGUGUAAUCCCGGGUGCCUUUCGUUUUAAAGAUGUCUGUAUGAUGUACGAAAUGCACGAAACAUAUAGAAGAUGAGUAAAAUUUAAGGGGGUGGGAUUCAAAGGGCAGAUAUAAAGUGUAAUAUUCUAUAUAAAUUAUUUUCAUUGUUAAUAAUGAUGAUCUUACCCAGUGAAAAUGAGCGGGACAACUUAGUAUAAGAAAUUUAAAAAAAGCUUUUGAUAUACUUUAAAACAAUCUGUAUUGCCAGAUAAAAUUGUGAAUAUUUUUCUUAUAAUUAUGUCAGUGACAUUUCAGGUCAAUAUUUCAAAGGUAUAUAUUUUAUUAAUGAUUAUUAAACCUUGAGUAUUAUGCCUAGGGGUCUUACUCUAAAACAGUUAGACUAAAAUAGCUUAGGUUUCAAAUGCAGUUAAAUUUAAUUAUUUGUAUCUUUCACAAAAAAAAUUACGAAGGUAUGUAAAUACGUGCAUUUAACAUAGGAGCAUUAGAAUUUUGAUCUAUAUAAAUAGCCGAGCAAUGGUUACUUUCUUUUUAGCGAAAUAAGUCAUUUCUUAUUAAUUGUUUUUCGAUUAUUUUAUAUAAUGUAAAUUUCACAUAAUUCUAGUUUAAUUACUGGAGUUUCUUUGUACGUAAAGGGGUUCUAAGGGCUAACGAUAAGAAAGUCAAUUGGUACAAAAUAUUAAUAAUUAUAAAACAGGUAUUAUGUAUUGUGUUGUUUUAGAAGCCCAUUACUGUCCAAAGAGGGAAAAUCUGUGAUAUUUCAUUACUAUAACCUGUCGUUGCGUUGGUCAAUUGUUAAUACAUAAGAACACUUCCUUUUAUUUGGAAAGUGUAAACACUAGACAAAAAUAUAUUUUUUGACUAUUUGAGGGAAUUUCAUGAAUGUUUGUGACAACAAGCUUGCAAGUCGCUCACAAAAAUAUUAUAUGAUAGGUAUAAGAAUAUUUUAUUGUUAUUCAAUUUAGUUUUCAGUUUACCGCAAGGUGACGAAAUGUACCAGUUCAAAGGGACGUAAUAGUUAUUAUCUAGAAAUCCCGUUAAUAAACUGCAUCUUAAAGAUACGAAGUAAUAACACGGGUCAGAUUUAUUCAAGGGGUGAACAACUCGAUUGGGUCUCGUGUUUAAAAUGCAUUUACAAUGCGAGAUUCAUAUACUGUUUGUGUACAUUAUAAGAGAAAGACUGCAAUAAAGGAUGUGUAAAUGUGCAUAUAUAUUCAUCUUAAAGAUGUUUAUCCUAUAUGCUUGCCUUCCUUCCAUAUCGUUGAUUAAAUAAGAUUGUUAUGCAAGAGAUCAUGUUAUCAAAGUGAAUGCUUAUUGACGGUAUGGUAAGGCUUAGGCUAAAUGAUUGUCCGCUUCGUCGGCAAUCGUAUUGUAUUGAGUAUGGUCGCGGAUUGCAGGUAGCUCCUGUUUUAUGUACAAAGUACUGCACCCACCUCUACUAAACAACUGUGAUAAUAACACUAAGUAGCGUAGCAGGCGAUUUAUAUACUAGUUACGUCCAAGAGAAGGAAUGACAUCAUAUCUGACAUAUUGUAUUGUGAUAAUAAAGAUUAUAUCAAAACGUGUAUACAAUUUCAACACGUAUUGAUAAACUUUUUUCUCUAAACAAGACUGAUUAUAAUUAUUUCUAAUUGAAUAUUUUAUACAAGUUUCACUUUGACUGAAUGAAUUAAGAUGUCUGUAUUUAUAUUGGUAGAAUUCUUGUGCUGUGUGUUUUCUCCAAAUUUUUUUUAUUCACUAUGUUGGAUAUGUGUCAAAGAGCCUUUCUAUGCGGUCACCUAUUGGAAAUGAUAUUUAACUCAUUUAUAAGUUGAUUUCUAUUUUUUAAUUGUGAUGGUAAAUGUUGUUGACAAAUUGUGGCAGCGACAGUACGAGAACUAAAGUUAUAAAAUGUAUGUUAUUAUUUGUUGUUAAUUUGCAAAAUUUUAUUUAUUCAACAAGAUUAUCUCAUAGACAAUUGUAGUUUCACGCUUUACCUAUAUACUAUUUAAGGAUUUAUUUUCUAAAAUUGUAGGUUUGUGAAAAAUAUACAUAGAUUUUUAAGUAUGUGGCAAUGCAGAUCUUCAUAAAUAUUGAUUCUAUAACAAAGUACAUAGUUCAUAUUUAUUCAAUUUAUAAGGUAUAUAAAUGGAGAGAGACUCUGUUUAAUGUCCCAAAGGGAAGUCUUCUGAAUGUUUCUAAGAAGUGCAUUUCUUCUAUGUAAUACAGUAUUAAAUUCUGAUUAAUAAAUUGAUGUAUGAA